UGUUUGUUGACAGUGAACGAACCUCGUGUUUGGUCGAUAGCGGUGUUGUUGGAAAAUCGUCCAAUUUUUCCAAACAGUAUUAUUACAAAUUAGCCCGGACUGAAAAUGAGUGGAGACGCCGAUCAAGUUGAACAAUUCGACUCACUUUUUCUGUCGAUCGCGCAGCAUCAUCCUCAGGGAGCCUCACAACUGCUGGACACCUUUGUCAACUUCCUCGGCAGGAAAACCGACUUCUUCACCGGCGGAAAAGAGGGACAAUGGGAAUCGCUCGUAAUGAACACCUUCAAAAAGUACGAAAAAAUCAGUCGUGCUAAUCACGAGACAGAACUUCAGCAGCGCCGCGAAAAAGAGGCAGCCAAAAAGGCGGCGGCUGCCGCUAAAAAACAAGCUGAAGAGGCAACAUCUCAACCAGCCACAAUCACCGAGUUGUCUGAUGCUGAAGCUGAAAAGCUUCAAGCAGAAUUGGAGAAAAAGAAAGGGGGCACUCCUGGCCCCGCUCAACCCGCCGAGGACGCGGAAAAGGUUGAGGACGAUGAGGAUGAGUCUGAGAAGGGUAAACUCAAGCCGAACAGUGGCAAUGGAUGUGACCUGGACAAGUACAAGUGGACUCAGACUCUGCAGGAUAUAGAGGUACGCGUACCGUUAAAUAUCAACUUCAGGGCGAAACAGAAGGACCUAGUGGUCAAGUUGGCGAAGAAGCGUCUCACUUGCGGCGUGAAAGGACAACCGCCGAUUAUCGAUGAUGAUUUCCCGCACGAGAUUAAGCUGGAGGAGUCCACGUGGGUCAUCGAGGAUGGAAAGACUAUUUUGUUCAACUUAGAAAAGGUUAAUAAAAUGAAUUGGUGGAGUAAACUAGUCAACUCAGAUCCCGAAAUUAGCACAAAGAAAAUCAAUCCCGAGCCAUCGAAGUUGAGUGAUUUGGACGGCGAGACCAGAGGGUUGGUUGAGAAGAUGAUGUAUGAUCAACGUCAAAAGGAAUUGGGCCUCCCCACUAGUGACGAUCAAAAGAAACAAGACGUUAUCAAAAAGUUUAUGGAACAACACCCAGAAAUGGACUUCUCCAAAUGCAAAUUUAACUGAAAUUCUUAGUAAUAAUUAUAAUAAUUUACUAUUUUAUUUUUAAUAUGUAUUUCAAUUUUUUUGAAUAAAACUAUUCUACUUUGA
Messenger RNA from Aethina tumida (small hive beetle), 1164 nucleotides. It is a transcript of the gene nudC, whose product is annotated as nuclear migration protein nudC. NCBI's taxonomy places the organism in Eukaryota, Metazoa, Arthropoda, Insecta, Coleoptera, Nitidulidae. Gene Ontology annotation, cellular component: cytoplasm. The record is from RefSeq and is a predicted model, not a curated record. Bases 106 to 1080 code for a protein of 324 amino acids. Gene Ontology annotation, biological process: protein folding. The transcript is spliced from 6 exons.